UCAGAGUGGCCGAAAACAUCAAGAGGACUCUAAAAUAUACAGAAAACAACGUUGUGGGAGCUGUGAAGGGAAGAGCUGGUGGAUAUCGUCAAGAUGGAGGAAUAUGAGAGUCUGGACGCGGAUAUGACAGAGCUGCAGGAUUUUCAGUGUGGGCCUUCAGAUUCCAUCAGCCAGGACGAUGAAGAUGAGGUGGAGGAGCUGCACAACAGUCUGCGAGAGGUUGUCCAAGACCAGUCUGUGAAGCCCAAACUCCAGUGCCUGAUGGUGGAUCCAUCGUUCUCCAUGGUCACUGUUCAGAGUGAGGACAGCGGUAUUGUUUGGGAGACGGCCUCUAGUCGCUGCUCUACUCCCUGGGCCUCUGAGACCAGCUCCCUUUCUGAAGCCUGCAGCAUGGAAGGCUCUGGAGCUGCAGGCAAGAUCACCAUCGUCUUCGAUGAGGACAAAAUAAUACGCAGGAGGACGAGGUCUGGAGGAAGGAGCAGCAGGCUGGGGGACAGGCUGAGCCGACCUGGCAGCUCAAGAUCGGCUUCAGCUCUGGGAGUGGAGAGACCUGAGAUGGCAGAAGUAUCUCUUCCCAAUGUCAAACAGGAGAAAACUGAAACAGAGUCGGACUUGGAAGAGAUCAAAAACAAAGAUCAGCAGCUGUUUAGUUUGAUUUCAGAGGGUUACGAGAUCCUCAACAUCAGAGUCCCGUCAAAACUUCCCACUGUGGAUGAAGAAGAGAGCACAGAGAUGCAGGACAAUUUGUCUUAUCUGGACCAGACUCCCAAGAUCAAGUCCAGAAACCACCAAACCUGGACAAAAUCACAGGAUGAUGUCCUGCCAGAGGACAUGGAAAUAUUGGAUCACCAAGAGCCCUCGAAGCAAGACUCUUCUCAGUCAAUAACAGACACAGAGCUCAGAAACACACCCACACCGAAAGAGCACCAGCAAAGCACCAGCGACAUUGACUACUUUGAGAAGUUUACCCUUCUGGAUGAGGUGGUUCCCGGAGAACAAGCUCCAGAGCUGCAGGAGGAGGUAGAACAUCCUGCAGUGAAACCCCAGGCAGAGGAGCAAAAGCCUGCUAUGGAGACAGCCACAGACAGCCAGUCAGCAUCAGAGGACUCCUUUGUCUUUGUUACAGAUGUGGAAAUAGUCGGGGAACACCUGGAUGAGGUCUUCUACGGAGGUGGAGCUCCUGCUGAUGAACUGCACCAGAGAGAAGACGACGAAGCAAAGGAUGAAACAGGGAUGAGAACACGAAGAGAGAGCCAGAGACAGUUGAAGGAGAACGGUUCUGUGUUGUUUGGGAGUGAAGAGUCCGUCCUCACCCCUAUCUAUAUCUCCCCUGGACCCCCUAAGAUCAUUGACCCCAUCCUGCUGGAGGAGCCCACCGCCAUGUCCUUCAUGUACUCUGACCUUUACAAGGAUGCUGUAGGCGAGAGGAGGAGGAGCGAUGAGGAAUACUCUGAGCCAGAGAGCGUAGCAUCUGAGAAAUCUUUUAAGAGAUCUUUGUCAGAUUCGGAAGAGGCUGACGGGUACCUGGAGAAGUUCACUUUGAAAGAUGAAACUCCCACAGUGGAGGUUCAGUCAGAGUCAGUGGAAGAUAACAAGGAAGGGAAGAUGAUUUGGUCACAGAGUAAGUUUGAAAUGACAGGAUGUCUAACGAGAGCAGUGGAAGAAGAAGACAAGGAUGAGAUAAAGUACGGGGAACCAAAAGUGCAGGGAGUCAGCAAUGAGGAGAUGAGAGAAGAUUUGCAAGAGAAAGGGGAAAUAGUUACAGAAACAGAAAAGGAAAGGGAGGAAAUACAAAUCUCUACUGUGACUGAAGAGCAGACUGUCAGACUCGCAUCAGAAGAAUCAAUUCAGGAGUCUAAACUGACAGAGGAGAAGAUGCAGGAUCAGGAGGUGAAACAUGAUGUAAAAAGAGACCAGACUGAGCCUCCUGAGAGCCAUACUGACGAGCCUCUUCCUGAAACUCAACAGGUGGACAAGGAAACAGAGAAAACAGGGGAGAGUGUGGAGCACCAGCGAGAAGAACCAGCAGAAAAAGCUAGUGAGCAAAGUGUUAUUGAGUCCAAGCAACCAUGUCAGACACAACAAGAGACAGAAAAAACAGCUGAGGUGCUUGAAGAAGCAACAGAGGAGACAGCAGUGAAAGCACCUGUAAGCACUGAGGUGCCUCAGACUGUCAUUAAAUCUGAAAUACAAACAGAAACCACUGAGAAGAGUUUGUAUGAGGAGGCAGCAACUGACUUUGAGAUGGUAGCUGCUGAUGAGAAAGAAAUAAUUGCAGCAAAAACAGAAGAGGAAACAACUGACACUGAGAUGGUGGCUGCUAAUGAGAAAGAAAUAACUGCAGUAAAAACAGAGAAAGCAGCAACUGACACUGAGAUGGUAGCUGCUUAUGAGAAAGACAUAACUGCAGUAAAAACAGAGAAAGCAGCAACUGACACUGAGAUGGUAGCUGCUUAUGAGAAAGACAUAACUGCAGUAAAAACAGAGAAAGCAGCAACUGACACUGAGAUGGUAGCUGCUUAUGAGAAAGACAUAACUGCAGUAAAAACAGAGAAAGCAGCAACUGACACUGAGAUGGUAGCUGCUUAUGAGAAAGACAUAACUGCAGUAAAAACAGAGAAAGCAGCAACUGAUACUGAGAUGGUGGCUGCUUAUGAGAAAGAAAUAACUGCAGUAAAAACAGAAGAAGAAACAACUGACACUGAGAUGGUGGCUGCUUAUGAGAAAGAAAUAACUGCAGCAAAAACAGAAGAGGAAACAACUGACACUGAGAUGGUGGCUGCUUAUGAGAAAGAAAUAAUUGCAGCAAAAACAGAAGAGGAAACAACUGACACUGAGAUGGUGGCUGCUGAUGAGAAAGAAAUAACUGCAGUAAAAACAGAAGAAGAAACAACUGACACUGAGAUGGUGGCUGCUUAUGAGAAAGAAAUAACUGCAGCAAAAACAGAAGAGGAAACAACUGACACUGAGAUGGUGGCUGCUGAUGAGAAAGAAAUAACUGCAGUAAAAACAGAAGAAGAAACAACUGACACUGAGAUGGUGGCUGCUUAUGAGAAAGAAAUAACUGUGGCGAAAACAGAGGAGGAAGCAACUGACACUGAGAUGGUGGCUGCUUAUGAGAAAGAAAUAACUGCAGCAAAAACAGAGACCCCAGCAGAAGUGAAAGAACUUGAAACUAUAAGACAGGAAAUGUUCAACUCUACUGAAUUCUCACUUGAAAUAGAGGCAUCAGCAGAGACAUCCCUGUUUAAGGAAGAAGAAGCAGUUGCUCCCGAAAAAGCUGCACCUGUUGAGGACAUCACUGACUGUGAGCCAGUGGUGCACGCAGUAGUGGAGAUAACUGAAAAGACAGUGGAUGAAAAAGAAAUCCAAACUAAAGUUCACAUUGAUCUUCAGGAGGUAACAAGUGCUGAGGCAACAGAUGUUCAAACAGCAGUUCCAGAGGGAGAAAAAAGACAGGAAGCUUCAAUAGAGAAAAUUGUGGUUGAGUCACCAAAGUUUGUACCUGAAGCUGAUCAGGAGUUAGAGGUUAAAACUGAAACUUUGAGUGAAGUAACAGAACCUCUGAUGCCGGACGAAGUCAUGACAGAUUCAGGCAAGAACGAGCAUGAAAUCCUUGAAACCGAGAAGCAUCAACAAGACAAAUCAGCAGCUGGCAGUGAAAUGGAGAAAACUAAACUGACAGCUGAAGCCAGAGCUAAAACACCCACAGAAGACACUAGGACUGCUGUUCAAGAUCUGGGUGAUGAGUUAAUCCUCCUCGUCCCUAAAGGACGAGCUGUAGAGAUGGACAUAGAGAUCGGUCAGCAUUCGGGGAAGAUCACAAAAAGUGAUCUCUCUGAACUUGACAACACAUGCAAACAACCCAUAGCAUCUGAAAACACCACAGUAUGCUCAGAAGCUCUUCAGGAAGCAAUGAAAGAAACAAUAGCCGAGCCUCAACUGGAAGAAGAACCAGAAGAAGCUCUGAAACAAGAAGCAUUACUCACAAAUGAGUUGGACAGGAGUUACUCACCUGCAACACCUGUGGAGGAGGCUGAUGUAGAGGAGCAGAAGACAGAUGGGGACUUAAAAGAAGACAAGGCCGUCUUUUCCCCUCUGAGGAGCUUUACUCCCCAGGAGGAUUUAUCUGAGCUACACAGAGAGGAUGUAGAAGCAGCAGAGGUAGAAGAAAAGGCAGAGAUGUACAGGGCGGAGGAUUCACCAGAAAUAAACAUUAUGACAGAGUAUAUAAGUCCAGAGAUUGUUGUGCACAGAGAAGACGUAGGACAAAAGAUAGAGCAAGAUGAAGCAGUUGCAGAGGGUCCAGAGGUGACUGAAGAGGAGCCUGAAUACGAGAUGAUAUCCAAACAGGAUGCCAGAGAGAUUACAGAACCUGAAAUACAGAGAGAUGCAGAGGAGCCGAGACCUGAGUCUGGUCAGGAGAGAGAAGAGAGGAUGGAGAUGAAGGCAGAGACGGAGCAGAAAGUCUUAGAUCUGUCUGCAAACGAAGAGCUGAUUGAGGAUGACUAUGAGAUCAUCGAUGCUGAGGAGGAGAUUCAGGCUCGGCUGGCUGCUGAGCUGCAGGGGAUGGACUGGUUCUGUCUCACCUGUGAAUGUCUGCUGUCCAAAGACGACUGCGAGUCUGGAGAGCAUCACAGCCACCAGGUGACUGCUGUGGACAAAGCCUACGAGGAGAUCAAGGAGAGGCUGGGUGACUGGAUCUCAGAGCUACAGGGGAGGUCCGAGAACAUCGAGGACCUGGUGUCUGAGCUGGAGCUGGCCUACAACUCUGUAGAGGACCACUGUGUGGAGGCCGAGGCGGCGAUGGUGGUGCAGAAUGAGGAGAUGAUGGCUCUGGUGAUGCAGCAGUACAACAACAUGUCUGUCAACAUGGAGGAGGAGAAGAAGACCAAGCUGGAGCAGCUGUAUGACCAGAUCGUCUCCUUUCAGGAGAGCAUCGACACCGCUAAGGCUACUCUGGAGACCACGGCCAGAGAGGCUGAGACUGACGCUCGGACAUUCAUGCAAGAGGCUAAAUACUGUGGUUGUGUGGUCAGGCUCAAGGCAGCUCUGGAGUCAGCCAUGUCACUGGAGCUGGGUCCCAGGGGACUGCUGGUAUUUGAGGACUAUGCCAAAGGCAACUCUUCCAGCUCAAACCUCACACAACGAAAGGGAAUCCCAGUGCCUCAAAGGCCCACACUUCAGCCCCAGGAGCCAGGCUCAGCCACCAGCACUAAUGUCACCGUUUACUGGAAAAUCAACCCAGGAGAUAUCAUUGACUGCUUCCAGGUCUACUGCAUGGAGGAUCCACAAGGAGCUGUGUCAGAGGAAUACCGUGUAACAGUGAAGGAGAGUUACUGUGUCCUGGAGGAGCUGGAGCCUGACAAGACGUACAAAGUGUGGGUGAUGGCUGUCAACUAUACCGGCUGCUCUCUGCCCAGCGAGAGACUCUGUUUCAGAACUGCUCCAUCAGUGCCAGUGAUUGAUACUGAGUGCUGUACUGUCACGUGGGAUUCAGCCAUGUUGAGAUGGAGCUCAGGAACACAGACCGGACAGAGUUACACCUUGGAGUACUGCCGCCAGUACGAACUGGAGGGAGAAGGGCUCAGAUCAAUCUCAGGCAUUAAAAGCUGUGAGCACAGGGUUCUCCUGCAGCCCAAUGAGAAUUACCUGUUUUACAUCAAAGCUGUGAAUGAGGCUGGAGCCAGCGAACAGAGCGAGGCAGCACUCAUUUCCACCAAAGGAACGAGGUUCCACCUGCUGAAAGACUCAGCUCAUCCUGCUCUGGAGCUGUCAGCGGACGAGACCACCCUGCACUACUCCCAGGACACAUAUGAACACGUACCACCCACAGACAAACAGUGCCCAUCCAUCCUCGGUGAGUUGUUGCCAGCAAGAGGGCACUACUACUGGGAGACCAUUGUUUCAGGAAGUGAAGCUUACAGGCUCGGAGUGGCAUACAGCACAGCCAAUAAAAACAGCCCACUGGGAGAAGACAGUCUGUCGUGGUGUUUGCAGUGUAUCCCUUCACCAUCCGGUUGCAGAUAUCAGUUGCUCCACAAUGACGUUCAGUCCAGUGUGUUUGCGAUAGAGUUGCCUGAGCGGGUGGGUAUUCUCCUAGACUACCAACUCGGUCGUCUAUCUUUCUACAAUGCCCAAAGCGGUCAGUUGUUGGGUACCUUCAGCCAGCGCUUCACCCAGAUGUGCCACCCUGCUCUGGCUCUGGAGAUGCCCGGCCACCUGGAGGUCAGCAUGGUGCCAGAGGUGCCGGAGUUUGCCAAGGACAGCUAGCUCUGCUGCCUGCCUCACACACUAACGAGUUUACAGUUCAUGUUGGACAUUUAUUGAUUGAUCUUACUGUAUAAUGAUUACAAUGAUCACUGCUGAAUUAUGUAGAAAAGCGCCGAUAAGAAGGGACAUUCAGAAUACUAACAUCCACUGAAAAGUUAAAAGAUAUGAUUGGAUCAUUAAGAAAACAUGUUUUCUCUGAUUGAACAUGAACUCAAUUUAACUUUUUUUCGUAAUAGAAAUAGAAACUUCUUGUAAAUAUCAAAACAUAGUAGUGCAAAUUAUUGAUGAGGGUAUACAACUGGACUGAAAUUGGACUGAAUUUAACUGAAAUUGGGUACUUUGAUUUUUUUGUCACAGUUAGCAUCUUGAAUUUUGUUUCAUCAAGGCAGAAAUUAGAUGUUGAGGAUAAUUUUGUAAUUUUUACCAAUAUACCCAACGCUGAUGUGAGUUUUGUACUGUUUUGUAACUGUUCAAUAGUUUACUCAUUUUCAGUUUUCUCCUCUUUCAUCAAACCCUCACUGAUAUAUAACUGCGAGUAAAGGCUCUGAUUGCAUAUUGAAGUCCAACACAAACAUCUACAAGUUAAAGCCUCUUGUGAUCCUCAAAAAAUGUAUCUCCAAGAAAUAUACUGCAGCACUUUUGAACUCAUUUUCAUAUUGUGAAUAUGCUUGUUUUGUAUAAAUAACCUUUGUAAACAGAUAUGAUCACUUCUAUAUUUUGUUAUGGCGAUGAACUGUUUUUGCUUUCACUGUCUUGUAAACUGAUUUUCAUGUUUGAGCGGAAUGAAUAUGAUUAUUUUUCUAUUUGCACAACCUGACUGAUUGUUUUGUACUCAGCUUGUUAGCUCUCUAACACCAGCUCACCACUAGAGGGCCUCAGUACUCCAUCAGCUGCAAUAUUUCCUGAGCUUCUGAGUUAACCUGUUCUCUGUCCCAGAUAAUAUGGACAGUUUAAGUUAAAGUCAGAUCAGUUACUGGUGGUCAUGCACCUAAAGAUGAAGGGGAGUGACGGCAGUACUUCGACUGAGACAAAAAAAGGAUCUUGAACAAUAACUAUUCAGAUAACGAUGGUGAACCAAACAACCUCUGACAUGAACAUAAAUCAAAUAUAUAUAUUUUUAAUAAAAGUAUUGUUUUGUUUUGGUUUUC
Molecule: messenger RNA, 7421 nt
Organism: Thunnus maccoyii (southern bluefin tuna)
Lineage: Eukaryota; Metazoa; Chordata; Actinopteri; Scombriformes; Scombridae
Gene: cmya5
Product: cardiomyopathy associated 5
Exons: 14
Coding region: 94-6273 (2059 amino acids)
Molecular function (GO): protein binding
Source: RefSeq, a predicted model, not a curated record